ACAUAUUAACUAUGUGCCUGGCCCUAUUUUACUCCCAGGAGUUCGUGAACAAUGAACUUCUUCAUCUUCAUAAAAACCUAAGGAGUCAUUGAUAUUGUCACUGUGCUCCACUUCUCAGGUGAGCUUUACAGAGAUUUCACAGCAUUCCAAACAUACACAACUAGUGUGUUGCCGAAGCAGAACUCAGUCCUAAGUAGCUCAUUCCCCAUGUUUUUGCUCACUACCAGACAAUUCGGGAUGCUGAGCCAUACACUUAAUGGAACCAGAUAAUUAUUUGUUGAUUAAGUGAACAGUAUUAUCUCUUGGGAUUAUUGGAAGCAUCAAGCAAAUCACUAAAUUGCUUUGUAUCUUAACUUUCUGUUUCAUGACAAAAUAAUUGAAAUUUUUUCUUAAGAUCAAUUAGAGCACAGAGAAUUUAUCUAACUGCUAUGACUUUUUUGCCUUUAAAACAGUUUUGAUAAUGUAUAUUGAAGGCUAGUGGUUGAAGUAGGUGAUGAAUGAGAGAUUACAACAGUUCAUGAUAGACAACAAAGUCUUUUACAGCCUGAGAACAUGGCACACAAUGAUAAAACUUGCUUUCCUUCUAUGUGAACUUUAGCUCAGUCUUUGACCUCAUGUAGCUCAGUGAAUUAGAAUUUGUCUAUAGGAAACAAGAGUCAAAAUAAAUGAAACAUUAUGCAAGGCUUAGACUGUCUCUUUAAAAACUUAGAUGUUCCAAAUAUGUUUUCCUUUUGCAUUGCUGUAUUUCUGAUACCAAAAUCAUCACAACCCAGUUAAUAAGAACAUUGCAUUGUGUUCCCAGGAUCCUUAAUCCCUCGCUGCCAACUUCCUUCUCUAUUUCGACCUUGUAAAUUCCAAUUUGUCUCUCGUUAUUAAUAAACAUGGCACAGAAAUUAAUUCAAAAUAAGAUCUGUUACUGUUUACAGUUAGGGAAAUUAGAUGGUCCAAGAACCCUUGUCAUGUGGCUUUAAGUCUCUGAUCCUCUCUACCUUAGUCUCCUCGGCCAAAGGAGACUGUGGUACUGUGGGUUCACAAAGCUCCAGGGCAGUUGUAAGGGUUAGACAAGCUAGGGAAACUGCUUUGUAAACAAUACCAUGUUUUUGAAGAAAUUAAUUUCAAAGAUUACUUCCAAAAUGCCCCAAAGAUAGACAUUUACUUUUGUGUCAUAGCUAUGUGUAAAAUUAUCCAACACUGAUAGCCUCAGGACUUAAAUGCUCAGUAAUGUGUGAUUUCAGUUGCAAACUGAAUUACUGAAGAAGGGAAAAGGAUAUUGUUCUCCAGAAGCCUUGUGACCACGGGCCUAUACAGAUGAGCUGCUAAGGCCUAUGGAGGUGGUUUUUAGUUUUUCAAAUAGAAGUAAGACACUGGGACUGAUCGGGACAGCCAUUCUAUUGUCUGUAAGUAUUUAUUAAAGACUGAUGAACUGUGUGAUCUAGGGUGAAAGAUGAAGGGAACAUAAGGGCCUGUGUUCCUAUGAAUAAACCAAAGAGAAAGUUGUUGGCAAGUCGAACAAAUGGAUAGAGAAGAGCAUCCAGGUAACCGACAGUUGAAAGCAGCUGCGGAACCCACAAAGGUUUUCUAACGUUCUCCUUUCUGCUUUUAAGCUUUGGAAGAUAAAUUAGGGUCCAGUGAGGUGCACACAGGAGGUAAUGAAGGCUGUCGGGAGUGGCAGUUCCUCCAACCUAUUUAACUGGGAUCUUUCUAUGAUCACAGAAUGCACACCUUUCCCUAACCAACCAUCUGGCACCAUGUGGUCAGUCCUCCUAGUGGAUCUUGGAAGCAGGGUUUUCAGAGUGAAAAGAUGCGUAUUACUUCUGCUACAAAAACAAAACAAAAGAAAACACAGUGUGCUCGACUCUCUGUGGUCAGCAUCAUUUUCACAUGCCAAGACCAGAUUAUUAUAGGAGCAUAGACUGAGAACGUGCAGCUGGAUCUUAAUAAAUCAGAGCAAAGACACCACACUAGACAUUCCUAGGAAGCAUGCCCUGUCCUUCUGCUCUCCUUUGGGUGAGAGUGCAAAUGCUCUGCUCACCGUGGAUCUGUUGCUAAGAAUGUCACUGAGAAUUAUAUUUCUCCAAGGAAGCGCUGGUCUCUUCUAGCGUGUGGGUGGCCACAAUGGUGACAGGCUGCAGUAACCACCACCUAAAAAGGCCAAGGAAGACUCCAGAGAAAUGUGAGCAAAGCUGUAUUCCUCGCUCUCAGAUCACCUUUCCAAGAGAACCUGAAGUUCCACAGACCAGGCAAUAAAGCGAGAGUCCAUACUUCAUCUGGGGAUCGCAGUUGGGGGUGUGGGUUCUAAGAAACAUUCCUCAGACCAGUUUCUGAGCUGGGAAGUCAAGCGGGAACCGCGCAUUUCCUGCUUCGCUGCUCAAACCUCAGGCAGGGCCAAGCAGCAAGGAGGGCUCGGACUUGGGAGUCGCCCGCUGCUAGAGUGGGGUUUAGCGGUUUAGGAGAGGAGCCACGAGUUAGAGGGAUUCGAACAGAGUUACAUGAGAUCCCGCCCACUUAGGGUGCAGAAUUGUGGAGAAUGAGUCCCCGAAGUUAAUCUUGGGGAAAACUUUCUGAGGUCCUGUGGGAGAGCUGGGUGUAGCCAAGACUGCAGGGUCUGGCCUGAAGGUCCUGUAAAAUCGCCGAGGGGUCCUAUAUCUUUCUCUCCACUCUUUUCUUCGCUUUCUCUCCCCUCCUGGUCGCGAAUUUAGAUCUCCAUCCCGGACCCAAAGGGGACUGACCAAGGACCGGGGAUGGACGUGAAAGGUAGACAGGGGAGGAGUGACGGUGCCGGUUUAGUGCCCGGGUGCGACUUGCCAAUCCACGGCGUCGCUCUGCGUGGCCCUACCUGGGAGGUGCGGAGCCCUGGUCACGACGCUCCGCGCCGUGCACUUCCCUCGUGGCUCCUAGAGGCGGCCUCUGAAGCCCUGUUUUUAGGUGGAACAGGAGUACUAUUGUCUCUUUAUCUUAGAGCCUGCGGGGGUGCGGGCGGUGGGGGUGUCCCCAGGGUGACAGCCAGCGCUCUCCUUUCCGCCUCCAUGAACUUGUUCUCCAGAGACCAUGGACCUGCCUGGGUGCCCACAGGAUCCUGCGCAAUGAACUUGAGUGUCCUUUUACAAGCCCAGGCCAUCCAACACCAAAAAACCUCCCACAAAACCUGCGAAAAAUCACCGCUCACUCAGAGGCCUGCGGUAGAGCACUGCUUUGACUCUUCCUUUACCAGUUGAUCACCUACCCGCUUGCUACAGGCACCAAGCGGCCGCAGGCUCAGCUUCUUGUUACAUUAGUCGCUUCCUUGCCCAGCAAUUCGACCCUCGCGUUCUGCAUGGGGAUGUGGCUCCGUCAGUAGCCGCCCAGAAUUCCUGCAGUGUGCAAGCUGCAGCACACAGGCGCGCCAGGCUCAUACUCCAGAUACCCACCCCCACCCCAGUAAAUCUCUAGAGUUGAGAGAAGCAAGGCUUGCAGGAAGCCGCUCCGGAUGUUUGCUUCUUUACAUGUGGCAUUUGUGGCUGGCUUUGAUAACGUCGUGAGCUCCGUUUUCAACACUCAUUUAGUGAAGAAACUGAAAUAUGGUCUACACACACUGCGGGGCGGGUCUGCGGGGCGGUCGCCCCCAACACUCCUCUAAAAUAUCUGUCAAGAGAAUGGUCAGCAGAACUUAGAUCUAGGUUCCCUUCACCGAGCAAGAACAGGAGGGACCCAGGUAAAUUUGUGCAAAUACAUUUUCUAGACUUACGCCUGAAUUACCUUUCGGAGAAAUCAGUCAACAGAGAAGACAGAGAAAUGCAUUCUGGAUCCGGUACUGCUUUCAAUCUUCAUUCCAAACAAAACCCUUGGUUUAUAAAAGAUUUCACAGAAAGGGAAAAUUCAGUCCUGAGAUCUUUGAAAAGAUGUCUGUUAAGAGUCCACUGUGGAGGUCAGGGACUGUGAUACUGUGGAUGGGAGGCAGGAGGAUUACAUAGGGAGACCCUCUUCAAAACAAAUAACAAAAAAAAAAUUUUUUAAAGAGCACCUGGCUAGGGGAUUAAUUUGUAAUAUUGUUCUCUACCCCUAUGGUUCCCUUACUUACACAUUUGCAAUGCAAUUUUUGUUUUACUUUCAAGCCAAUAUGCUUUUCAGAAAAACAUAAAGCCUUAAGGAAAAGCACAUCAUCAGUUAAAUUUAAGAUCAAUGACUUUCAGAUCACCAAUUAAAAAUAACGUUUUCUCUAAUAUCUUGAAGCCGAUUGGCCCCCUCCCCUUUCGUAUGAACCUUCCAGACCUGGAGCUUCAAGGACUGCCACUGUUGCUGCAGCACAGCUACCAGCUGUAAACGGGAUGGAGAUUCACCAUUGCUUUACAACAUAACACAUUAAAGAAAAACUGGCUUUCAUACCCAGAGUUCUUUGUAGAAAAAGUAAUUCCAGAAACUGCAGGCCAAGAGUUAGCAAAAGCUCUGUGCUUUUUGGAAUCUGCAGUAAGCCAGACUUGCUCUCUGAAACAACACACAAGAAAGCCUCAACCAGUUGUCCCCACGGACACACGGACACACGCAGGACCACCCCCAGGCAGAGGAGUAAGUGAUCCUUUUCAAUCAGCCCUUCAUAGCAAACAAAAUCUGUUUUGGAAACUACUAUGUUGAGUCCCCUUCCUCCCGCCCUCGCUCCCUCUUUUCCUUCCUCUCUCUUUCAAGAGAGAAUUGCAUUUAGCUCAGGCUGGCCUCUGACUCCACAUGUAGCUGAGGGUGAUAUUGAACUUAUCUUUCUGCCUCCACUUCUCAAGUGCUCGAUUUGCAGAAUCACAGCCAUCACAUAGACUUUCUCCAGCUUGGUGAGUGGUUUGAGCUAUGUCCCCAGUCCUUCAAUUUUCCUCCCUUGAAAUUAUGCAAGUAUGACUAUGUUGGUUCUCUUAGAAAACAACACCAAUAUGCAAACUAACACGCAUGCAACUAUGAAUUGCAUACUUUUGGACUUCUGGUCUGAAGGUCGGCUGCUAGCUGUGAGUAACAUCCUCCCAAUGCAUGUACUAGCCUCCAGUCUAUUUCCUCUCCUGGUAACUAUAGCCCUACCUACUAGAGACUGGUUGGGGGCUAAAUUAAUUUGCUAAGGUUCGGAGGGUGCUGAGUGAGUAGCUGCUGGGAUAAUCACUCUAGACCGGCAUGUUUAGAAGCCCAGAGAAAAGUGCUUUCAGGUCUGGAGUAAAUUUAAGGGCACUGGUGGUUUUCUUUCCAGGGUUAAGAAAUAUAUAGAAAUGCUGUAACCAUCUGUCAGGGUAUGGAUUUUGCUGCUUAAAUGGGCUGACCCUUUUCCUCCAACGAACAUCACAGUGCUGCUGUUUUUGCAUUUUAUUUUAUAUUUUAUUUUUGUGGUGUUUGGGAUGGAACCAUGGCCUCUUACAAGUCUUUAGAAAUAAUACCAAAUCUUGCCUCUUUUACUGAACACACGCCAGCAGUUUUUGUUAUAUGUAUUUUAUGUUUAAUACAGAAAUUCCCAAGGGUUGACUUGAACUUUUAACUCAUUGAGUAGUGAAAUGUCGGUGACGUACAUUUUAUAUUAAACUUUGGUUUUAAAAAAUACAAUUUACCUUCGACAUUUUUAAUAUAAUGUAAGCAUGAUGAGUUCUUGGGAGAACAACAGUAUUUUUUUUUCUCUGAAAAACCAUAUGAAGGUAAUUGCCUCCGGUAAUUUUUUUUUAUUGGAAUGGAUACCUAGUAUGUUAAUGUGAACUACCUUGUGGCUAGUACUUCAAUAUUCCGGUACAGUGAGCACCCCUAGACAGCUGAAUUUCAGCACUCCUAUUUCCCAAGACGGAGAGGACUUGGCGCCAGAGCCUGGCUCCAGCCAGUUUCUCCCCCCGGCAGGUGUAGUCCUAGUGCUCCUUCUCCGGGGGAGGGGAAAAGGGCGGGUGCGGGGCUGAACUGGGACUUGGGACUCGGACCACCGGCUGGGCGGGGGCCUAAGGACUAGGGUCCGGCCCGCCCCCGCCGCGCCAUUGGCCGCAUCUAUAAAGAAAAGGGCCGGCGGCUGGGGGACACCCUCAGUGUCACCGGUGAGUUAGGCAUAGCCCGGAGAGCAGCGGGAGGUUCGAGCCCGCGCGGACUCCGCGCGUUCCUCUGGGCGUCUCUAGGCUAGCUCCCCAUUCCUGCCUCGAAGUCGGGGGAAGCGGCGUGUCCGGUGGCAGGUAGCGGAGCUCGGGGUCGGUCUGGAGCGCCAUGAGCAGCCCGGAUGCGGGAUACGCCAGUGACGACCAGAGCCAGCCCCGGAGCGCGCUGCCCGCGGUGAUGGCCGGGUUGGGCCCCUGCCCCUGGGCCGAGUCCCUGAGCCCCGUCGGGGACGUAAAGGUGAAAGGCGAAGUGGUGGCGAGUAGCGGGGCGCCAGCCGGGACCUCGAGUCGAGCCAAGACUGAGUCUCGCAUCCGGCGGCCGAUGAACGCCUUUAUGGUGUGGGCCAAAGACGAGCGCAAGCGUCUGGCACAACAGAACCCGGAUCUGCACAACGCAGAGCUGAGCAAGAUGCUAGGCAAGUCCUGGAAGGCACUGACGUUGGCGGAGAAGCGGCCCUUCGUGGAGGAGGCCGAGCGGCUGCGCGUGCAGCACAUGCAGGAUCACCCCAACUACAAGUACCGGCCGAGGCGGCGCAAGCAGGUGAAGCGCAUGAAGCGGGUGGAGGGAGGCUUCCUGCACGCUCUGGCCGAGCCUCAGGCCGGCGCGCUGGGCCCCGAGGGCGGUCGCGUGGCCAUGGACGGCCUGGGCCUUCCUUUCCCGGAGCCGGGGUUCGCGGCCGGCCCGCCGCUGCUGCCCCCGCACAUGGGCGCCCACUACCGCGACUGCCAGGGCCUAGGCGCUCCUGCGCUCGACGGCUACACUCUGCCCACUCCGGACACAUCCCCGCUGGAUGGCGUGGAGCAGGACCCGGCCUUCUUCGCUGCCCCGCUGCCGGGAGACUGCCCGGGGGCCAGCGCUUACACUUACGCGCAGGUCUCGGACUACACGGUGCCCGCCGAGCCGCCCGCUGGCUCCAUGCGAGUGGGGCCAGAACCCUCGGGUCCUGCGAUGCCGGGGAUUCUGGCGCCCCCCAGUGCCCUGCACCUGUACUACGGCGCCAUGGGCUCCCCCGCCGCAAGCGCGGGGCGCGGUUUCCAUGCGCAGCCCCAGCAGCAGCUGCAACCCCAAGCACCUCCGCAGCCGCCGCCGCAGCACCCGGCGCACGGCCCGGGGCAGCCUUCGCCUCCUCCUGAGGCUCUGCCCUGCCGGGAUGGCACGGACCCCAGCCAGACCACCGAGCUCCUAGGGGAGGUGGACCGCACGGAAUUCGAACAGUAUCUGCACUUUGUGUACAAGCCCGAGAUGGGUCUUCCCUACCAGGGACACGACUGCAGCGUGAACCUCUCGGACAGCCACGGAGCCAUUUCCUCAGUGGUGUCCGACGCUAGCUCGGCUGUCUACUACUGCAACUACCCUGACAUGUGACGGUUGCCCACCAGGCCUGCGGGCCAGAAGCAGUGUUACACACUUCCUGGAAGCGCUAAGGAAAUCCUUAGCGUCAAGCUGUUUUGUUUUUAAGUUGCCUUGGCAUAUAAUUUAUGGUAAUUUAUUUUGUCUGCCACUUGAACAGUUGAGGGGCUAUAUGAGAUUUUUUAAAAAGUGUAUCGAGGGACUUGUUCCCCCAUACCACUGGUCCAGUUUCAACCAGUUUCUUAAUGUCUCACCAACUUAUUCCAUUUCUCGAAAGUGUUUUGAUCCAAAGAAAUUUUGUUCUUCAUUUUUUUUCAAUCUUCGAAAAUGUUUUGAUGCAAAGAAUUUUUGUCCUUACUGGUUUUUUUUCAAUUUUAAGAAAAUUAAAAUCUAGAAUCUUUUUAAAAAUCAAUCUAUCACAUUGGUUUUAUAGGAAAUUAAUUUAAAGAUACAGUGAACAUUCUACAAUUAGAAGUGUAUAGCUAAUUGUAAAAUUUUCAUUUUCUUAUAAUGGUACACCUAAAUACUUUCAAUAAGCCCUAAAUAUACAAUUGAAAUGUUCAGAUGUGAUAUAAUUGUUCAACUACAAAAAGAUUUCUCACAGAAUGAACUUGCUUUGUACACUCCAAAUGAUAUUGAUUCCUAAAAAUAAUGUUGUAAAUGUUUAUAAUUCUGUUUUUUUUUUUCAGUCAUAGUCUUGAGACCUGCCUAAAGGAACUUUUCAGAUAUAUAUGUUUGUCUUUUCUUCCAAAAGUCUUGGUCCCUCCUUUCACAAAAUUUGCCUUUAAUCCCCACAUUUUUAAGAGUCACAGGAACUAAUCAAAAUAAAAUUUGUUUUGUGACUGUUA
Messenger RNA from Peromyscus leucopus (white-footed mouse), 8267 nucleotides. It is a transcript of the gene Sox17, whose product is annotated as SRY-box transcription factor 17. Gene Ontology annotation, molecular function: RNA polymerase II cis-regulatory region sequence-specific DNA binding; DNA-binding transcription activator activity, RNA polymerase II-specific. Bases 6178 to 7434 code for a protein of 418 amino acids. The transcript is spliced from 3 exons. Lineage: Eukaryota; Metazoa; Chordata; Mammalia; Rodentia; Cricetidae. Gene Ontology annotation, biological process: angiogenesis; anatomical structure morphogenesis; positive regulation of transcription by RNA polymerase II. The record is from RefSeq and is a predicted model, not a curated record.